Molecule: messenger RNA, 3831 nt
Organism: Ilyonectria robusta
Lineage: Eukaryota; Fungi; Ascomycota; Sordariomycetes; Hypocreales; Nectriaceae
Product: sterol-sensing domain of SREBP cleavage-activation-domain-containing protein
Exons: 2
Coding region: 1-3831 (1276 amino acids)
Cellular component (GO): membrane
Source: RefSeq, a predicted model, not a curated record
AUGCAUCAUCGCAUCGGGGCUGCGGCUCUGCUGCUGGCCGGCGCUGGCCUGACAAGCGCCGGACCAGCAAUCGCAGAGCUGUAUACUCCCAAACACGAACCGGGACGCUGUGCAUUCCGCGGCCACUGCGGCAAACAGAGCUUCUUCGGCAAAGAGCUGCCUUGCGUGGACAAUGAGCUUGCCCAGGACCCAGAUGAGCAGCUCCGCAAAGAGCUUGUCGACCUCUGCGGUCAGAAGUGGAAGACUGGCCCCGUGUGCUGCACCUUGGACCAGGUCCAAUCUCUCAAGUCCGAACUCGGUACCCCAAACACCCUCAUCGGAUCCUGCCCAGCGUGCAAAGAGAACUUCUUUAAUAUGUUUUGCACAUUUACCUGCUCUCCCGACCAGUCCUUAUUCAUCAACGUCACCGAUUCCGCAGCCAAGGGCGAUAAACACCUCGUCACCGAGCUCGACCAGUUGAUCUCGGAGGAGUAUGGCUCUGGCCUCUACGACAGCUGCAAGGAAGUCAAGUUUGGAGGAGCAAACAGCAGGGCGAUGGAUCUGAUUGGAGGCGGCGCCAAGAACUACACCGAGAUGCUCAAAUUCCUCGGCGACAAGAAGCCCUUGGUCGGCUCGCCGUUCCAGAUCAACUACCCAACCAAGUAUACCGAGCCGCAGAUGCACCCCAUCGACAUGAAGCCCAAAAAGUGCAAUGACGAGGAUCCCGACUAUCGCUGCGUUUGUGUGGAUUGCCCCGAAGUGUGCCCAGAGCUUCCGGAUGUCAAGAGCUCAAAGUCUUGCCAUGUUGGCAUCCUGCCAUGCCUCUCGUUUGCCUCCAUUUUUGUGUACGGCAUUCUUCUCCUUGCCCUGGCGACCUCAGUAUUCGGUCAUGUCGCGUGGAAGAAGUAUGCCCAGCGUCGUGUUGAGAGGACCCGAUUGCUGCACGAAUCUUCGCAUAGCGAUGACGAGGAUGAAGGUGGGCCGGUUCAGACGGAAGCCAUGCGCGACCGCCCUACUAAGCGUUACUGGCUCAAUGACAAAUGCGACAAGGCUUUCUAUCAACUCGGUCACGCAGCGGCUCGAUUCCCGGGGCUUUCCAUCGGCUUGAGUCUUCUCGUUGUUGCCGUCCUCAGCGCCGGAUGGUUCCGAUUCGACCUUGAGAUGGAGCCUGCACGGCUUUGGGUCAGCCCGUCUUCUUCGGCAGCUCAAGAAAAGGCCUACUUCGAUGCCAACUUUGGACCCUUCUAUCGUGCUGAAAAGAUCUUCUUGGUCAACGACACCGACCCUUCCGGACCUGGACCCGUUCUCAGCUACGAGACGCUUAAAUGGUGGAUGGAUGUCGAGAAGAGUAUUGAGAGGUUGGAAAGCCCGACGUAUGGCAAGUUCUUGAACGAUCUUUGCUUCAAGCCUGCCAACGAUGCCUGUGUCGUCCAGUCCAUCACGGGUUACUGGUACUCCAACGGAGGUCUUGACCCGAAGUCCUGGAAAGAGGAUUUGCGUGCAUGCGCAAAAAGCCCGGUGGACUGUCGACCUGCUUUUGGCCAACCUAUCGAUCCCGACAUGAUCCUAGGUGGCUACGAUGGCGAUGUGGCCGAUGCGCAAGCCCUAACGGUUACAUGGGUUGUUAACAAUGCCAAGGAAGGGACUGAUGCCCUCGCACGCGCCAUUGAUUGGGAGAAUGCCCUUCGUGACCGGCUUCUGGACGUCCAGGAGGAGGCCAAGAGCAGAGGCCUGCGUCUAUCCUUCAACACCGAAAUCAGUCUGGAGCAGGAGCUCAAUAAGUCGACGAACACGGACGCCAAGAUCAUCAUCAUCAGCUACCUCGUCAUGUUUCUCUACGCCUGCAUGGCACUUGGCACCCCCCUGAAGCACAUCUUCAGGAACCCUGCCGUGUUGCUCGUUGAGUCCAAGGUGACGCUAGGACUCGUCGGUAUCAUCAUCGUCCUCAUGUCGAUUGCUGCAUCUAUUGGCUUUUUUUCAUGGGUCGGCCUGAAGGCUACUCUCAUCAUCGUCGAGGUCAUUCCCUUCAUUGUCCUUGCCGUUGGUGUUGACAAUAUCUUCUUGAUCGUACACGAGCUUGAAAGAGUCAACGUCAGCUGCCCUGACCAGAUGGUUGAGGAACGUGUUGCUAGGGCUCUUGGUCGCAUGGGCCCCUCUAUCCUCUUCUCUGCCCUGACCGAAACUGUUGCGUUCGCCCUCGGCACUGCUGUUGGCAUGCCUGCAGUCCGCAACUUUGCCGCCUACGCUGCCGGCGCCGUUUUGGUUAACGCCGUUCUCCAGAUGACGAUGUUUGUUUCUUUCUUGUCACUUAAUCAGAUGCGAGUGGAGGAUCAUCGAUGCGAGCUGUGGCCAUGGUGGCAAAUCACUAAGGCAAGGAUCCAUCUCAAUGGCACUAAUGGCUAUGCAAACGGCGCAAGCCGAGGCUCUGACAUGGCAGAGGAGAGCUUGUUGCAGGUCUUCAUCAAGAACACUUACGCCCCAAGCCUUUUGGGAAAGAAGGUGAAGCUAGCUGUUGUCACCAUCUUCUUCGGAAUGUUCGCGGCUGCGCUGGCAUUAUUGCCAGAGAUCCAGCUCGGCCUUGACCAGCGAGUUGCGAUCCCGGAUGGCUCCUACCUGAUUCCCUAUUUCAAUGACCUGUACGAUUACUUGGAGAUUGGUCCGCCUGUAUACUUUGUCACGCGCGGAGCCGACAUCUCCAAGCGCGAGCAGCAGCAAGAAGUCUGUUCACGAUUCACUACAUGCCAAUCGCUUUCCCUCACCAACAGCCUCGAGCUUGAGAGGCAAAGGCCAGAGGUUUCGUUCAUUUCCUCUCCCACCGCGAGUUGGAUUGAUGACUUCUUUCUGUGGCUGAACCCGAUCUACGAAGAAUGCUGCGUGGAGCAUGGUUCAACAUGCUUUGCUGAUCGGGAUCCUGCUUGGAAUACAACCCUUUACGGAAUGCCAGAGAGCGAAGAGUUCCUCGAGUACCUCAAGAAAUUCCUUGCAAGCCCGACGGACGAUCGAUGCCCCCUAGGUGGCGAAGCUGCCUACGGUCAAGCUGUGGUUCUUGAGGAAGAUGGCCAGGCCGUGAGAGCCAGCCAUUUCAGAACUGCGCACACGCCUCUGAGAAGCCAGCAAGAUUUCAUCGACGCCUACUCCUCAGCCCGCCGCAUCGCUUCGGAGAUUGGCGAGAGGACUGGCGCUGAUGUUUUCCCCUACAGCGUCUUUUACAUCUUCUUCGACCAGUACCUGAGCAUUAUUCCCCUUACAGCCGGCCUCUUGUCCGCUGCAGUCGGCAUUAUUUUCGUCGUCGCAGCCCUACUUCUUGGCUCGGUGCUCACCUCUCUGGUCGUGUCCCUCACCGUGGUGAUGAGCGUCGUCGAUAUCAUGGGAGCGAUGGCGGUGUUCGACGUCUCUCUUAACGCCGUUUCCCUUGUCAAUCUCAUCAUCUGUGUCGGAAUCUCCGUCGAGUUCUGCGCCCACAUCGCUAGAGCGUUCAUGUUCCCGUCCCGCACUGUUAUGGAGGCUGGCAGCAAUGCCUUCCGCGGCCGUGAUGCCCGCGCUUGGACUGCCCUUGUCAAUGUUGGCGGCUCCGUCUUUUCCGGCAUCACAGUCACCAAGCUCCUGGGUGUCUGUGUUCUGGCAUUUACCCGCUCCAAGAUCUUCGAGAUUUACUACUUCCGUGUCUGGCUCUCCCUCGUCGUCUUCGCCGCUCUUCAUGCCUUGGUCUUCCUGCCAGUGGCCUUGAGCAUUGCUGGUGGCAAGGGAUACGUUGAUCCGGAGAGUGAGGGCACCGCGGCGCAGGAUCUGACAGACAGAAGGUGGCGAGCCAUCCGAGUCAACGAUCACAGCGACUCAGAAGACGAGUACUAG